Magnolia sinica is the source of this 1800-nucleotide messenger RNA. RefSeq names its product berberine bridge enzyme-like D-1. Lineage: Eukaryota; Viridiplantae; Streptophyta; Magnoliopsida; Magnoliales; Magnoliaceae. The transcript has a single exon. Gene Ontology annotation, molecular function: FAD binding; oxidoreductase activity. The record is from RefSeq and is a predicted model, not a curated record. The coding region runs from base 8 to 1672 and encodes 554 amino acids.
CACAACCAUGGAAAGAUUUCAGCCAAACCCAAUUACACUAUUCAUCUUCAUCUCCUUACUAACUCCCUCUUUAGCUGAAUUCACCAACUUCAUCUCUUGUUUAAAUUCUAAUGAUGUAAAGAACUUCACCCUUCAACCUCGACCCGACAACGAUCCUUCUUCAACGUACUACACCUUACUCCAAAUCUCCAUUCAAAACGUCCGAUUCGCCCAACCCACAUUUCCUAAGCCACUUGCUAUCAUCUUACCCAAUACCAAAGAGCAACUCGCUGGUGCAAUUAUCUGUUGUAGGCAGCAAGAGACAUUGGCUAUAAGAAUAAGAAGUGGGGGCCACAGCUAUGAAGGAUUAUCAUCCGUUGCUGAUGAAACUCCCUUCGUGAUCAUUGACAUGAUGAAUAUAAACCAUGUUGCAGUCAACGUAGGCUCGCUAACUGCUUGGGUUGAAGCCGGUGCAACGCUCGGUGAGACGUACCAUGCAAUUGCUACAUUGAGCAGUUCACAUGGAUUCCCAGCUGGGUCUUGUCCGACGGUUGGGAGUGGAGGCCACAUCGGUGGAGGUGGGUUCGGGUUGUUAUCGAGGAAGUACGGCCUCGCUUCUGACAAUGUGAUUGAUGCAAUACUAAUCGAUGGUGACGGACAGUUUCUCGAUCGCAAAGGUAUGGGAGAAGACGUGUUUUGGGCGAUACGAGGAGGUGGUGGUGGGACUUGGGGAGUUCUUUAUGCUUGGAAAAUCAAACUAGUUGAGGUCUCGAAAACCGUUACAGCUUUCAUCGUUUCAAGACCGGGUAGCAGACGCCAAGUAGCUAAGUUAGUACAUAAAUGGCAAUUUGUGGCGCCCGGACUCGAAGAUGAAUUCUACUUAUCAGUUUUUGUUGGUACUGAUUUGCCUGAAGUCCAAACAGUUGGGAUAUCCGCGACAUUCAAAGGCUUCUAUCUUGGUCCCAAGACCGGUAUGUUAUCUUCCAUCAAUCGGGUCUUCCCAGAACUGGAAAUAGGAGAAGAAGAUUGCAUGGAAAUGAGCUGGAUUGAAUCGGUAGUAUACUUCUCUGGUCUGAAAAAUGGUAGCUCAGUCGACCAGUUGAAAGACCGGGUUUUGCAUGAUAAAGGGUUCUUCAAGGCAAAAUCAGACUACAUAAGGGUCCCGAUUUCUGUCAAAGGUAUAUAUGGUUUGAUUGAUAUACUUGAGAUGGAACCCAAAGGGUACGUGAUCUUGGACCCUUAUGGUGGAAUGAUGAAUAGAAUAACAAACGAUUCUCUACCUUUUCCUCACCGGAGUGGAAAUCUUUACUCAAUUCAGUAUAUUGUGUCAUGGCAUGAAGAAGAAAAUCAAAGAAGUGAUGAGCUAAUCAACUGGGUUCGAGGGUUUUACAACCGCAUGGCGCCUUACGCUUCUAAGGGUCCACGGGCUGCUUAUGUAAACUAUUUGGACCUUGACCUUGGGGUGAUGAAUUGCAGCGCUAGUAGGUCAGAGAAUGCAGUGGAGAUAGCUAGAAGUUGGGGUGAGAAGUAUUUCAUGGGGAAUUACGAUCGAUUGGUUCAAGCAAAAACGAUUAUCGAUCCAAAAAAUGUGUUUAAUAACCCUCAGAGCAUUCCUCCACUACCAUUGGUAGAGAUUGCCAUGGUUUUUGAGAGAGAGAGAGAGAGAGGGAGUAUAACGAAUGAAUCUGUAUAAAUGGUUGUGAUACAGACCGUCUUUUGAUGGUAGCUUGUAUUAUCUAGUGUUUGUAUUGUUAUGUUAUCUGAAUUAUCUAAUUUGAGUUGCAUCCCGGAGGUUUACCAGCCCCGUGGAAGUGUGGAAUA